Rotaria sp. Silwood2 is the source of this 1035-nucleotide messenger RNA. The record is from the annotation of a GenBank genome assembly. Lineage: Eukaryota; Metazoa; Rotifera; Eurotatoria; Philodinida; Philodinidae.
AUGAUCGAACGUGCACUUUUACUAGGUCUUCAUCAGUUCGAUCUUGAUGAAAGCUGGACACAUGAAAUCUUUAUGAAUUGUGUUGAACAUGUGUAUCCACGUUUAGCUCCUUACGUAAGUAAAAUCAUCUUGCGUGAUACUUUCGCCACUGUACGUCUAGUAGCAAAAUCUAGUUAUUUUCUUCCUCUCUGCCUCAAUGUACGUCGACUAAUACUAUGCGAUAAUGUUAUAUCAUUUUUUCCAUUCAGUCACCUUAUAAAUAUAUUCAAAGAAUCAUCAUUAUUACAUGAACUGAUUAUCGAAUUCGGCCUUCAUGGAUGUAAUUACUAUUCCGAUACAUUUGAAAAAAUACUCAAAAACAAUAUUUCAUUCCAUACUAUGCGACUCAAUGUUAUUGACAAUGCUUCUCCGUAUCUCGGCGAAAAUUUGAACAUUUUACGUUUCCGUCUCGGAGAUGAUCAUGGAAUAUGUCUUGCUAAUACUGUAUGUUUGACAUUAUUAGUGCAACGGUGGUCAAAUUUAAUUAUGCUUAUACAAGAUGGUUGUUUACCAUUACUUGAGGAACUCGAUGUUAGAAUCGAACAACGACCUCCAUAUAAUAAACAAGAAAAGGAUGAUGAUCAACUUCAUUCAGUUAAUCUUUUCAAAUUACGAUCACUUUGCUUAUGUGAUGUUACAUUAAACAAUGUACGUGAUCUUCUUAGUUAUGUACCGUCAUUAUCUUUCAAACUCGAUACACUUUCAUUGGUUCGUGUACGAGUAGAUGAUAAUGACAGCAUCAUUAGUCUUCGUCAUCUUGUUGACUUUAAAAAUUUACUAAUCAAUCGUUUAUCUGCUCAACUAUGUCGUUUGCAGCUUAUUCUCUACAUUGUAUCCGAUGAUACUUUUUGCAAACAUGCACUUGAUGUAUUUAACGUUGUUGAUUACACUUGGCCAUGGCCAUGGCCUCUUAUGCAUCAUCAAGCAGAAGAAUACAUUGAUAACCAAAAUUCUAAACCAAUUGACGUCUUGUACAUGAGUUAUCCCAUCUCGUAG